Messenger RNA from Zasmidium cellare ATCC 36951, 525 nucleotides. RefSeq lists its product as uncharacterized. Lineage: Eukaryota; Fungi; Ascomycota; Dothideomycetes; Mycosphaerellales; Mycosphaerellaceae. The record is from RefSeq and is a predicted model, not a curated record. The transcript has 2 exons. The coding region runs from base 1 to 525 and encodes 174 amino acids.
AUGAAGCACGACGUUCCAAAAGGCAGAGUCUGCGACUGGACUUGUGCGAUGAAAGCCGACGAUCGACAGAUGAGCGACGAGAUGUUCAGCAACGAAUUCCUCGCCGCUCAGCUCGAAGCCCACGUCGCUGCGACUAGCGACGCUGUCAACAACCGCGGCUUUAAACGCUCCUCGCCGGGAUGGACCUACAUGGCACCCAAGAAGUAUCGUGCCAAGUUCAGCUGGAUCGGCCCCUAUCUCCCCUAUGGCCUAGAAGGACAACCUCUCUCCUUCGAAGAGAGCCUGGAGAUGCAGCAAGACCUGGUAGCCAAAUAUCCGGAAUUCCGCCUACGGAUUGUCGAUAUGACGACGCAAGUGAAGGCUUGGUCCACCGCCGGUGAGGCGGACGUGUGCUUCAAUUUCGAAGUUGAAGGUAUACCUCCGGGGAUCGUCAAGCGCGCGAUGGCUGUGACGACUUUCGAGUUUCUGGAGGGUCGAUGGCAGGCGGUGGCGUGUACGUCGCUCGAUGGUGCGAUGAUGAUAUGA